Molecule: messenger RNA, 1211 nt
Organism: Scylla paramamosain (green mud crab)
Lineage: Eukaryota; Metazoa; Arthropoda; Malacostraca; Decapoda; Portunidae
Product: cytotoxic granule associated RNA binding protein TIA1-like
Molecular function (GO): RNA binding
Source: RefSeq, a predicted model, not a curated record
AUGCCAGCUCCUGCCCCUACUAUGGCCAUGAACCCGCCCACUCUACCCCUCACGCCCGCCAAGCACGAGAACGCCCUCAAAGCCGCCGCCCACACAAAUAACAACGGCCAGAAACAAGUCUCACUUGCAGAACAUUUUCACAUCUUCGUGGGAGACCUCAGCCCAGAGAUAGAGACCCAUACACUCAGAGAUGCCUUUGCGCCUUUUGGAGAAAUAUCGGACUGCCGCGUGGUGCGGGAUCCUCACACUCUCAAGUCCAAAGGAUACGGCUUCGUGUCCUUCGUCAAAAAGGCGGACGCGGAGACAGCAAUCACCAAUAUGAAUGGCCAAUGGAUAGGUUCUCGUAACAUCAGAACCAACUGGGCCACAAGGAAACCGCCAGCACCCAAGAAUAAUGAUGCCAAUCAGAAACCUCUCACUUUUGACGACGUGUACAACCAGUCCUCGCCCACUAACUGCACUGUUUACUGCGGAGGCAUCACUAACGGCUUGUCUGAGGAGCUUAUGCAGAAAACUUUCGCUCCUUAUGGCCAGAUACACGAGAUUCGAGUCUUCAAGGAUAAAGGAUAUGCUUUCGUCAGGUUCUCCACCAAGGAAUCUGCCACCCACGCCAUUGUUUCAGUGCACAACUCGGAAAUAAAUGGCCAACCUGUAAAGUGUUCCUGGGGCAAAGAGUCCGGAGAUCCUAACAACACGCCCGUCACCACCCAGGUCAUGAGCCUGACCGAUGUGACAGAUUGCUUGUCUUUCCAGCCACUGCCAGGGACCCAGUACCCUUACAACUACGGCGGCCAAAUGGGCUAUUGGUACCCCCAGGGAUACCCCCCCCAGGUCCAGGGACAGCAGUUUCUGGGCAUGCAAGGGUUCGCUAACGGACAAUAUGGAUACCAGCAGGGGAUGGCAGGCAUGGCCGGCGUCCCAGCUUGGCAAGGCGUCCCACAGCCACAGCUCCCCACAGGACAGAUGCCACAGCUACAGCAGCCGACCUCUGUAGUGGGCGCCUACCCUGUACAGCAAUUCCAGCUGUCAAGCCCGUACCUCCUGGGCACCACUCCAGGGACCCUGGUGCAGUAAGAAGAAGAAGAAGAGGAGAGAAGAAAUGAAAGAAUAUUAGUUAUCUCCUCCUUCUCCUCCUCCUCCUCCUCUUCUGCCUCCUCCUCCUCCUCCUCCCAAGCCUCUCUCUCUCCAUAGCAAGUUAAUCAAGAGAGAGA